Messenger RNA from Trichosporon asahii var. asahii CBS 2479, 1014 nucleotides. RefSeq lists its product as uncharacterized. The transcript has 3 exons. The coding region runs from base 1 to 1014 and encodes 337 amino acids. Lineage: Eukaryota; Fungi; Basidiomycota; Tremellomycetes; Trichosporonales; Trichosporonaceae. The record is from RefSeq and is a predicted model, not a curated record.
AUGUCCGACCAGUCGACGUCCACAUCGAAGACUCAGCCCCAACCCGACAGGCUACAGCCCCACGAGUCCCCGGCAGUGCCAACGAGAACAAUGAUGGUUGAAGCAGGGGGACCGCUGCCGGACAUUAACCGAGUCCUUCUGCCGCCCCGCCUCGUCGCAUUUCCUCGUGCUGAAUGGAGCGCGACUCGCUUUUCAUACCCCGACUUCUUGUACAAAGAAGGCAUGGUCCGCGAGAAGUUUCAGUGGAUCGCGCGCGAUGCGAGCCGCGCCUGGGGUGAGGUUUUCCGCUACGCCAACCUCGACUUCGCCCUCGCUCCCGAACAGCGAGGUCAGCUCACACCCGGCUCUACUGAAUAUACGGAAGCUGUGUUACGGUCAUUAAGCUUGGCAUACGCCGACAAGGCCAUGCAAUUAACUGCCUGGGCUCGGAAUUUUCGGGUAUUGUACAAACUAAAGUAUACCACAGUGCAGGAGUGGCACGAGGGGAAGUGGGGCAUGUUUGAGAUUCUCUGCUGGGCUUGGAACAGUUACACAUCCGAAUUGGGAGUAGUCAAACCCUUGCGUGCCAAAGCGUGGCUGUACUCGGACGAGUUGUUCGAGCGCCUGUCGUUCUUUGGUGAGGACGUGUUGCAAGAGUUUUGGCAACCGGGAUACGACAGUUCAAACCCUCCGGCAUACAAGCCUGACUGGAUAGACGAGGCCGCGUACUUGCGACCCUGGUACCCGGACCCAAAUACCAUCCCGAAGCAGCCCCUCGUCGUCUUUGGCUACUCCGAGGAUCCCAAGUAUGCUUCUGUACCGCGUUAUGUCGAUGUUCACGGCCAAUACUUCAACUCUCGCACCGACGAGGAAGCUAAGGAAGCCAGGGAGUGGUGGGAGCGAUAUGGAAACCGCCGGGAGCACCCCCUUGACGGCCUGCCGGUGUAUACGUCGGACCUCGUUUCUGAGAGCAAGCCACCGCCUCCAUCGCCGACUGAGCGGGCAGCUGGUUCAGGCGCUUCUGCGGUGCCCUGA